AUGUUGGCACGGGCCAAGGAGGACGGUGCCUAUGACGCGCUCUUUCAGCGUGAUUUGCUGGCGCAUCUGGAGCGCCACGAAAGGGCCGAGGCGGUGGAUGUACUCCUCGCGGCGGACGUGUUGAUUUAUGUGGAACACUUGGAGAAGGUCUUUCGUGAAGCCCAUCGCGUCUUGAAGAGGGGCGGCUGGUUCCUCUUCUCCACCGAGCUGGCGCUGGACACGGAAGUCACCGAGGGCCGUGUGGUGCGCGAGUCUGGACGCAUCGCCCACAGUCGUGGCUACAUUGAAGCGCUGGCCUCCGAGCAUUCCUUGGCUGUUUUGGAGGCAGAGACAAUCCCAUUGCGCAUCGUGGGUGCCUGA
Messenger RNA from Durusdinium trenchii, 360 nucleotides. The record is from the annotation of a GenBank genome assembly. NCBI's taxonomy places the organism in Eukaryota, Dinophyceae, Suessiales, Symbiodiniaceae.